Octopus bimaculoides (California two-spot octopus) is the source of this 3157-nucleotide messenger RNA. Its product is annotated as kelch-like protein 5. Gene Ontology annotation, molecular function: protein binding. The record is from RefSeq and is a predicted model, not a curated record. NCBI's taxonomy places the organism in Eukaryota, Metazoa, Mollusca, Cephalopoda, Octopoda, Octopodidae.
AUGGAUGUUGUGGUAGAUAACACAGCGGAGUCAUGCAAUGAAGUGAAGCCUUCAGUUUUUAAUUGUGCUUGGAAAAGUACACAGCCAGACUAUAUCCGUGACAUUACAAGUUUUCCUCAAUCAGAAAGUCUAUAUGAAAUUCGAAACGAUACUGUGACAUUUGCAAAGGAUGCUGGUUGUGAAGAAGUCAUAGAAGAUGAUGUGAUUGAGUUGCUUAGUGUUCCAGAAAGUCGGUUCGACCUAAAGGAGGAGACCGUUGAAGAUCUGCUGUCCACUGCCUGUCUGCUUCAACUGUCCGAGGUGGUGGAGGCCUGCUGUAACUUCCUCAUGAAACAACUCCAUCCAUCCAACUGUAUUGGGAUCCGACAAUUUGCUGAUGCUCAGGGAUGUAUCGACCUGUACAAGGCCGCCAACAAUUACGUUAUGGAGAACUUUGUUGAAGUAAUGGAGAACCAGGAGUUCUUGAAGCUGGCCCCUGACGAUGUGGGCAAGCUACUGUCUAGCGAAGACCUCAAUGUACCGAGUGAAGAGACCAUAUUCCAGGCCCUAAAGGCCUGGGCUAAACACGACCUCACCAACAGGAAGAGGCAUUUGUCCAAAUUACUGUCUCAUAUAAAACUGCCCCUCAUGGCACCACAGUUCAUAGCCGACCACGUGCGGACAGACCCAAUAUUCUGGGAUGACAAGGAAUGCCAGGAUCUCAUAAUGGAAGCCCUCAUGUACCACGUGUUACCCGAGAGGAGGUCGUCGUUCCAGAGUCAACGGACGAAACCUCGCAAAUCGACAGUCGGAGUUCUUUAUGCCGUCGGAGCAAUGGAUAAUGCAAAAGGUGCCACAACGAUUGAAAGAUAUGACCUCCGCACUAACACGUGGACCCAAGUUGCUAACAUGAACGGACGACGGCUCCAGUUUGGCGUCGCUGUCCUUGAUGGUCGUUUGUAUGUGGUCGGCGGCCGGGACGGUCUGAAGACCCUCAACACUGUUGAAUGUUACGACCCGAAACGGAAAACCUGGAGUUCCAUGCCUCCCAUGUCAACACAUCGACAUGGCUUAGGAGUUGGGGUUCUUGAAGGGCCAAUGUAUGCAGUUGGAGGGCAUGAUGGCUGGUCGUAUUUAAACACAGUCGAAAGGUGGGAUCCUCAAGCGCGCCAGUGGAGUUAUGUUGCCCCCAUGUCAACUCCACGGAGUACUGUAGGAGUAGCUGUUCUUGGAGGAAACCAAUUUAGUAAUAAAUAUAUAACAUAUACAUACAUUUAUACACAGCAAUGUAAUACUGUACUCUGUUUCUUUCUCUACCCGCUCAACAGGUAUGACCCCAAAACAGACCAGUGGACUAUGAUUGCUGCUAUGAGUACCCCUCGGGAUGCAGUAGGAGUGUGUCUACUCGGAGACAGACUGUAUGCCGUCGGCGGAUAUGACGGUCAACAGUAUCUUCAUGAUGUUGAGUGUUAUGACCCAGUGACCAACGAAUGGAGCAAGGCUGCACCACUAUGUACCGGCCGAGCUGGAGCAUGCGUCGUCCACGUGAGCAGUACCAGCUGACUACGAAACCACAGAAGAACUUUGGCGUUGCUCAAGAAAUGGCCUUCAGGGUUCUUCCCCAAAAUGCGCCGAAAAUUCUCUGUCUUCAUCUAAUGCCACAUACCAACACACACCAUUAUAUAUAUGUGUAUAUAUACAUACAUACACAUACACACACAUUAUAUGUUUGUGUGUAUAUUCUAAGUAUACACAUAUACAUGCAUAUAAAUCAACACUUGGCACAGAUAUUUAUACAUACAUAUUUACAUAAAUACAUAUAUAUUUAUACACAUAUAUAAUAUACACACAUACACGCUAGUGUAUGUGUGCACACACCUAUAUAUAUAUAUAUAUACAUACACUUGCACACAACGUUUGUGCGUGUGGGCGGUAUGAUAGGUAGGUGACUUUACAUCAGCCUACCUAUGUCUCAUGAAUUCUCCCAGAGUAAAUGAACAUACAUACAUACAUACACACACACACACCCAGGUACAUAUAUAUAUAUAUAUAUAUAUAUAUAUAUAUACACACACACACACACACACAUACAUACACACACACACACACACACACACACCCAAAGACAACACAGAACUAAUGUGGAAACAGAAUCUUCAAAUCACUAAAAAGACUUCUUACAUUCGACAGACUCUCUCGCUCUCUUCUUUCUUACUUUGUCUACCUCUCUUUUUUUGAAAUGGCAGCUCUAAGGAUUGAACCUCAAUUGGUGUGUGUGUGUAUGGAGUAACAAGGGUGUUGAAUUGUAUACAUAGAGGAAGUGAGUAUAAUUUUUAAAUUCCUGGGAACCUGUUACAGGUUAUGUAAUAUGUAUAUGUGUGUGUGUAUAUAUAUAUAUAUAUAUAUGCAUGUGUUUGUUUAUGAAUAUAUAUGUAUGUGUAUAUAGAUAUGCAUAUACAUACUCUGCUACAACCAUUGGGUCCUUGUUUCUCAGUUUGCUUACCAUAUAUACAUAUUAUACAUGUGUGUGUGUGUGUAUGUAUAUAUAUAUAUAUAUAUAUAUAUAUAUAUAUGAGAGAGAGAGAGAGAGAGAGAGAUAAUACAUACAUAUGUAUCAUACACGUAUAUAUAAUUAUAUAUCUAUCUAUAUAAAUAUAUAUGUCACUAUAUAUGUAUAUGUUAUUACAUAUAGUAUAUAUGUGUGUAUAUAUAUAUAUAUAUAUAUAUAUAUUAUUACAUAUAGUAUAUAUGUGUGUGUGUAUAUAUAUAGUGACUUUACAUAUGUGUGUCUGUGUGUACAUUAAUUGGUGCAAGCUUGGGCAUGUGGUUAAGAAGUUUGCUUUGCUACCACAUAGUUUUAAGUUCAGUCCCACUGUGCAGCUUCUUGGGCAAGUGUAUUGCACAUGGGCCUUAGGCAGACCAAAGUCUUGAGAAUUAAUUUAGGAAACUGUGUUGAAGCCCAUUAUAUGUACACUUGCACUUGCAUAUGUGCAUGUAUUUGUGUUUACAUUUGUCUCCCUCACCACAUAACUGGUGUUGGUUUGUUUACCGCUCCUUGGCAGUUCAUGGAAACAGUAAGACCAAGGACAUGUCUUCUAUUAUUGCCUUGGGCCAACCAAAGCCUUGUGAGUGAAUUUGGUAGAAUAUAUAUAUAUAUAUAUAUAUAUAUAUAUAUAUA